Lithohypha guttulata is the source of this 726-nucleotide messenger RNA. RefSeq names its product 3,4-dihydroxy 2-butanone 4-phosphate synthase (gene RIB3). Gene Ontology annotation, cellular component: cytosol. Gene Ontology annotation, biological process: riboflavin biosynthetic process. The record is from RefSeq and is a predicted model, not a curated record. Gene Ontology annotation, molecular function: 3,4-dihydroxy-2-butanone-4-phosphate synthase activity. The coding region runs from base 1 to 726 and encodes 241 amino acids. The transcript is spliced from 2 exons. Lineage: Eukaryota; Fungi; Ascomycota; Eurotiomycetes; Chaetothyriales; Trichomeriaceae.
AUGCCUCAAUCAGCACAGGCAGAACACACAAAUGGUCUAUCUCACAACGACGGCCAGGAUAUGUUCGACAGUAUACCGUCCUGUAUCACAGCUAUCAAGUCCGGCCAGUUCAUAGUGGUCCUCGAUUCUCCCGACCGCGAAAACGAGGGUGAUUUGAUCAUCGCCGCUCAGCACAUUACAUCCGGCCAGAUGGCCUUCAUGAUCAGACACACCUCAGGCAUAAUCUGCACACCACUGUCACCUACUAUAUGUGACAGCUUGGACUUGCCGCAGAUGGUGGCACGGACAGAGAACAGUGACCCCAACAGGACGGCAUACACGAUUAGUGUUGAUUCUAACCACGACACAGUAACUACAGGUAUCAGUGCAUACGAUCGCGCCUUGACCUGCAACGAGCUGGCCAGAGAAAGAGCCCAGCCGAAUGAGUUUAGGCGGCCUGGGCACGUCUUUCCACUGAGAGCGCGGCCAGGUGGUGUCCGCGAGAGGACGGGUCACACCGAGGCCGCUGUUGAGUUCUGUCGGUUGGCUGGUUUGAGAGAAGCAGGUGUGAUCAGUGAGAUCGUGGAUCCAGGAAAUGAGGUCGACGGCCGAGCAGAGAUAGUGGGAGGAGAGAGUAUGUUAAGGCGGGAUGGCUGCCUGGCUUUCGCCCGAAAAUACGGAUUGAAGAUAUGUUUGAGGGAUUAUGUGGAGAAGACGGAAGGAAAACUGCAAGUGAAUGGGACUUGA